AUGUCUUCCAACACAGACAACCAGAUGACGAGGUUUCUCUUCGCCAUUUUGAAACAGAAAAACCUCAAGGAUAUUGAUUGGAAUGCUGUCGCCCACGAUCCGAUACUGGCACAGCCCAUCACCAACGGACACGCUGCUCGCAUGAGAUACUCUCGUUUUCGCUCUGCCAUGUUGGGUCUCGAGCCUCAGAAGCGCAACAGGGCCGCCGCAAACAAGAAUCGGGUUACGAAGAACAAGAAGGAGCCAAAACCACACAAGAAGGAGGAGGAUUCCGAGAACGAACGGGUCAAGCCCGAACCAGGGACGCUCGAAUCGAUCCGCCACCACGCCGAUGCUCGCGCCAGAUCUCCGGUCAAGGUUAAGCAGGAACACAACCAACCUACCUACCGGCAACAGUUCACACCGACCUCCAUGGCAUCCCCUACCGCUCCGGAAUGCCAACCGGCCUUCCAACCGAGAAUGCUCACCCCCUGCAGCGACGACAUGUUUUCGGCACCUCACAACCUGCAGUUCAGCCCGUCCGCCAGCCUCAUCAGCGCUCACCCGACCUUCGAUCUCCCUCAAGCCAUGUCUUGUGCUCAUGAUCAAGAUCACCAUCAGCACGAUCACGACCACAAUACCUGGGCCCCUAGUCCGAUCUACUCGGCCUUCGACGCAGCUUAUGACAUUGAGGGGUUCGGUGUCGGCUCCUUGUGUGACCACCAACAUGUCCAAGGGCAUACUGACGACAUGCACGGGUCGCCUGCGCUUGGCUCCCUGAUGCCAGAACACAUGAAUAUCAAAAACGAGCACUGGGACUCUCAGUUCCUCCCCUAA
This is a messenger RNA of Colletotrichum spaethianum, 816 nucleotides long. RefSeq lists its product as uncharacterized. Lineage: Eukaryota; Fungi; Ascomycota; Sordariomycetes; Glomerellales; Glomerellaceae. The transcript is spliced from 2 exons. The record is from RefSeq and is a predicted model, not a curated record. Bases 1 to 816 code for a protein of 271 amino acids.